This is a messenger RNA of Gekko japonicus, 1377 nucleotides long. Its product is annotated as tubulin alpha-3 chain-like. Bases 1 to 1377 code for a protein of 458 amino acids. Gene Ontology annotation, molecular function: structural constituent of cytoskeleton; GTP binding. The transcript is spliced from 4 exons. Gene Ontology annotation, biological process: microtubule cytoskeleton organization; mitotic cell cycle. The record is from RefSeq and is a predicted model, not a curated record. NCBI's taxonomy places the organism in Eukaryota, Metazoa, Chordata, Lepidosauria, Squamata, Gekkonidae. Gene Ontology annotation, cellular component: cytoplasm; microtubule.
AUGGAGUAUAAAUCCAAUCUCUUCUCUCAAGAGCAGGAAUGCAUCUCCAUUCACAUCGGCCAGGCUGGAGUUCAGAUGGGAAAUGCCUGCUGGGAGCUCUACUGCUUGGAGCACGGGAUUGAGCCGGACGGGCGGAUUCUUGAGAAACGGAACGCUGAUGGGGAUUCUUCCUUUGGAACGUUCUUCAACGAGACAGGAUCGGGCAAGCACGUCCCCAGGGCCUUAUUUGUUGACCUUGAACCCUCUGUCAUUGAUGAGAUCCGGGUAGGGACCUACCGCACCUUGUUCCAUCCCGAGCAACUCAUCAGCGGCAAGGAGGACGCGGCCAACAACUACGCCCGAGGCCACUACACCAUCGGGAAAGAGAUCAUACAGCCCGUGGUUGACAGAGCCCGGAAGAUGACUGACCAGUGUGACGGCCUCCAAGGUUUCCUGGUCUUCCACAGCUUUGGCGGGGGCACGGGCUCGGGCUUCACAUCUCUUUUGAUGGGGCAGCUCUCGGUCGAAUUUGGGAAGAAAGCCAAGCUCGAGUUCUCGGUCUACCCCGCCCCACGGAUCUCCACGGCCGUGGUGGAGCCCUACAACUCCAUCCUGACCACCCACACCACGCUGGAGCACUCGGACUGCUCCUUCAUGGUGGACAACGAGGCCAUCUACGACAUCUGCAACCGGAACCUCAACGUCGAGCGCCCGACAUACACCAACCUCAACAGGCUGAUUGGCCAGAUCGUGUCGUCCAUCACCGCUUCCUUGAGGUUCGACGGCGCCUUGAACGUCGACCUCACCGAGUUCCAGACCAACCUGGUGCCCUACCCCAGGAUCCACUUCCCGCUGACCACCUACGCCCCCAUCAUCUCGGCCGAAAAGGCCUACCACGAGCAGCUCUCGGUGCCCGAGAUCACCAACUCCUGCUUCGAGUUCUCUAACCAGAUGGUGAAGUGCGACCCUCGGCGGGGGAAGUACAUGGCUUGCUGCCUCCUCUACCGAGGGGACGUGGUGCCCAAAGACGUCAACGCGGCGAUCGCGGCCAUCAAAACCAGGAGGUCCAUCCAGUUUGUGGACUGGUGCCCGACCGGCUUCAAGGUGGGCAUCAACUACCAGCCCCCCACGGUAGUGCCAGGCGGAGACCUGGCGAAGGUGCAGCGGGCCGUCUGCAUGCUGAGCAACACGACGGCCAUUGCGGAGGCCUGGGCCCGGCUGGAUCACAAGUUCGACCUGAUGUACGCCAAGCGGGCCUUUGUGCACUGGUACGUGGGGGAGGGAAUGGAGGAGGGGGAGUUCACCGAAGCCCGGGAGGACAUGGCUGCCCUGGAGAAGGAUUACGAAGAAGUGGGGAGGGAUUCUAUGGAUGGGGAAGAUUACUAUGAGGACUAUUGA